Molecule: messenger RNA, 1699 nt
Organism: Heteronotia binoei (common prickly gecko)
Lineage: Eukaryota; Metazoa; Chordata; Lepidosauria; Squamata; Gekkonidae
Gene: PRR18
Product: proline rich 18
Exons: 1
Coding region: 1-783 (260 amino acids)
Source: RefSeq, a predicted model, not a curated record
AUGUCCCUGCCUCCCAUCGCGCCGCCGCCACCUGCUGCCGCCCCCCGCUCGCAGCCUAGGAAGCAGCAGCAACCGCAGUCGCCGCCAGCGGCGGCGCCUAGAAAAGCCCCAGCAACAGCGGCGGCCUUCACGCCCGCCAAGCCGCCGCGGAAAGGUCGAGGGCCGCCUUCGGAGCGCUCCGGCGCUUUCUCGAGUUCUUGGCCCAGCGCUUCUCUCCAGAAGCAGCUGCCGCGCAGCAGAGCCGCCCAAGGGAGCAGCAACCUCGCGCCGGCCCAGGCGGCAGCGCCGCUCUUGGGACUCCCUCCUCCGUCUCCCGCCCGGGGCCGCUCGGGCUUGGCGCUGCCGGGCUCAGGCACACGCUCCUGCGAGAGUCUCGGCGCGGCGGCGCAAGGAGGGCGCGGAGAGGCGGCGCUGCGCUUCUCGCUGAGCCUUCCCCCCGAGGCAGUGCGGGUGCUGCAGCGCCGAAGUCUGGAGAAGCAGCAGCGGCAACGAGUGCGGACCCCCAGGCACGCCUCGCCCGACGCGGCAAAGCCUCUCCUGGCGCCAGGCUCCAGCCCCGGCGGGGACUUGCGCGCCCUGCUCCAGGUCUCCCUCUUGAAUGAGCGCCACCGCUACGACGACGUGGAGUACGAGGAAGAGGCGCCCGGCGCCCCCGGAGCCUGUAAGCCGCUGGACGAAGGGCUGGUGCGGAAGUGCACCGAGUGGCUGCGAGGCGUCGAGAGCGCUGCGGCCCGCGACCAAGGCAACAAGCUGGACACCCUGCCCCACUUGAGUACCCUGUGAAGGUCCCGCCGCUUCUUCCCCAGGCCCGGGCCCUUCAUCACGCCGAGGCGAGACUUGCUGUCCAUCCUCGCCUCUUGACCGCUGGUGGAUUCCCCUCGCCUCUUUCGGGUUACAGCUGUUGCACUGACAUGGAGCUUUUUUAAUGCCUCUUCUGUGAAUAAAGAAAUAACUUAGAGCCCUGGCAAGGCAACCCUUUAUAAUUGGCCGCAAGGGCAGUAUUUUCUUUUUCUGGCCAGAAUUGCUGGGCUAUAUGUUUUUAAUGGUCUGCAAAUGGAGACUGAUGGCACACCAAAGGAAAUGGGCUUGCAUUAGCCGCUUAGGACUCUGUAGAGUAAGAUAAGGCUCAUUGAAAAGCACUCUUGGGAAUCCUAGAAUGAGGAUUUGAUUCACCUUCUGAAUGAGAAAACUUUCUGCUGGAGUACAGCAGAAAGAAAGAAAAGAAAAGAAAGAAAUUAUGCUGGAAAGGACUAACCUGCUGUAGUAGUUUUGGCAAUAGGAAUUGCUGAACAUGGGACAUGUUAGCUUUAAGAGACUGGUGAGUGAAGUUCAGCUUUUCACUCUCUCGUUUUACCACAACUCACCAAAUAUACAUACUACACUUGGUCAUCUCAUUGUCUCUAAAUAACUUACUAUAGAAACUUUGUAAAGUCUCUUAGAGGCAGCUGAAUCUGUUUUGCCACAUUUCUUGUAAUUUCUCCAGCCUUCCCUGGACCAGAGCCUGCAAAGUUUAUAAAACAAUCUUUAUAUUAUGCAGGUAUUGUUGUAAUGAAAAAUUAAUGUACACUGCAUAAGAGCUCAGUGUUAAACAGUGAAGAUAAAUGUUCUGGAAAAAAUGGUACAGUGUAAAUAAGGAAGAGCACAGUCAUUUUGUAAAUUUGUAGUAUUUUUAUUUAUUUGAAUAAACAGUUAAAGAGAA